This is a messenger RNA of Tigriopus californicus, 1292 nucleotides long. RefSeq names its product influenza virus NS1A-binding protein homolog. The record is from RefSeq and is a predicted model, not a curated record. Lineage: Eukaryota; Metazoa; Arthropoda; Copepoda; Harpacticoida; Harpacticidae. The coding region runs from base 268 to 1233 and encodes 321 amino acids. Gene Ontology annotation, molecular function: protein binding. The transcript has 4 exons.
GGUGUUUAAGCGCCAUUAAAUUGGUCACGGCGAAUCAGCGGCUUUGAGCGGCUUUGGCCGUUAAGGCCUGCCAUGGUUUAUCAUAAAGAUCCGGCGAAAAAGCUUCCAGCAGCAAAGUGUUCAACAUGAAACCAUGACCUGGGAGAAAUUGGUUGUGCCUCACUCUGCGCCAUUGAAGAAGAUAGUAUUUGCCGCGGAUUCCUCAAAAAUGAGGAAACGCAGACGUGUGAUCUUGUUGCUAUCGCAAAUACCAUUCUGUGCUCAAAUAUGUCCAUCAACAAUAUAGACAGAAAAAGGUUGAAAGUCCAAGAAUUCAACGCCAAAUCUUCAAAAAAAGGCCUUUAUUUACUUCUUCCACAAAUCGGAAAAGCAGUUUCACUGUCCAACAUGCAACUACCAGACAUUUCUAUCCCAAGCAACCCCGAUCUCAUGGAAAUGAUGAUUGAGUACCAAAGAGGAGUCUUAGGUUGCAGUGGAGACAGGAGAUGUUGGUUCUGGGAGAACGGUUUUGAUGAAUGGCAACCAUUUGCCUCUCCUCAGAGCAAUCACUUUCUUGGAAAAAUGGUACUACUUGAUGGCAAACCUUUGCUGAUUGGAGGUUGCGAUUCUGGUGAUGUAAAAUGCUCAAUUUUGGCCAAGGUUGAAGUGUAUGAAGAGGGCGACAAACAAUGGCAUUACAAGACAGCUUUACCGCAACCCACGAGAGGUUUUGCAGCCAUUGUCAUAGACAAUGGAACCAAAGUAAUUGUGGCGGGUGGAAUGGUACCCAGUGGGAGCACCAAUAUAGUUAGAAGUUUCCAAGCACUCAGCAAUAUCUGGACGAGCUUGGAUCCAUUACCUUCACUCAUCUGCUGUCAAAUAGGAUCCCUAGUGACGUUACCAGACGCUCGGGAGGGGUUUCUGAUUGUGGGCGGAUUUGCUGAUGGCUUAAUAAGCGAUAAGGCCUUCUUUAUGGAUUUGACUACCAUGUCUUGGGAGAGGCUUGCAGCAUUUGACACUACAGGAAACAAUAUAUAUGAUGGUGAUAUGUUUUAUCUUGAAGGGCAACUAUUCGUCAUCCCAAGUUAUCAAGGUGGCAUUAGGAUAGAGGCCACAAGGAUUUUCUCGAGGCAAAUGACGGACAGCAACACUCAAUGGAUUGCCCACGACAUGUCGGCAAAGUUCGACUUGGGAAAAAUCACUAAAAUAUCUAUGGUAGUUGAAGAAUAUCCCAUUGAUUGGAUUUCAACUUGAGAUGAAGUGCCAAUGUUGCAUUUAUGAACACUAUUUUUCCCUUUCAAGAAAAUAAACAU